Messenger RNA from Folsomia candida, 1952 nucleotides. It is a transcript of the gene Nop56, whose product is annotated as nucleolar protein 56. Gene Ontology annotation, cellular component: small-subunit processome; box C/D methylation guide snoRNP complex. Bases 219 to 1757 code for a protein of 512 amino acids. Lineage: Eukaryota; Metazoa; Arthropoda; Collembola; Entomobryomorpha; Isotomidae. Gene Ontology annotation, molecular function: snoRNA binding. The record is from RefSeq and is a predicted model, not a curated record. The transcript is spliced from 9 exons.
CCAUCCUAAACUCCACGCUGAACUCCGUUCAUUCUCGAUCCUCCAUUUAAUAUUUAAGUGUGGAUCGAGCACAAUUUCUUUAAUUUUUAAUUAUUGUGUGGAAUUGGGAAGAAUAGGGGAUAAUUAAGUAAGGUAUCGAGUUUGUUGGCGUGGGUGUAGAGCAAGAUGCAUAAUUAAGAAGUUCAAGUAUUUGAAAGCAAUUUUGGAAUUUAACCACGAUGGGAGAGAAAAAGCUCCACCUCCUCUUCGAACAUGCCUCUGGCUUUGGAAUCUUCAAGAUUCGAGAGUUUGAAGAGGAAAAUAUGUUUAUGGCCGAGGUAGAAGAAUGCAUCCGCGACUUCAGUAGAUUUUCUGCAAUUGCCAGUCAUGUCGCAUUUUCUCCUUUCAAAACGGCUCAAGCAGCGUUGGUAAAUCUUAACUCUGUCACGGAAGGAGUACUGGCAGAUGACUUGAAAAACUUUUUAUCAACCUUGGGAAUUAAGAAUUUGGUAUUGGGAGUGGCAGAGCCAAAAUUGGGAGCUGCAAUUUCAGAAGUGUUUCCCAAAAUCAAAAUUCGAAUUGGGCCUGUCAUCAAUGAAAUUACGAGAGGAAUUCGGACCCAUUUUCAUAAGAUGGUGAAAGCAUUUACUGAUGAAGCUUGUGGCAAAGCGCAACUUGGCCUUGGACAUGCCUAUUCUAGAUCCAAAGUCAAGUUCAAUGUUAAUCGUGCAGAUAACAUGAUUAUUCAGGGAAUUGCCUUGUUGGAUCAGUUGGACAAGGACAUUAAUACUUUUGCCAUGCGGAUAAGAGAGUGGUAUUCCUACCACUUCCCAGAAUUGGUCAAAAUUGUCCCAGAUAACCACUUGUACUGCAGAGUCGUAUCCUAUGUGAAGAACCGAAAGGAGCUCACGGAUGAGUCUGUCGAACCGUUGGAAGAAAUCAUUGGAGAUUCUGCAAAGGCUCAAGCGGUGCUGGAUGCAUCAAGAUCUUCGAUGGGGAUGGACAUCUCUCCCAUCGACCUUAUCAAUAUCGAGGCCUUUGCGAGAAGAGUCAUCAAGUUGGCAGACUACAGAAAGAGUCUGUUGGCGUAUCUUCAAUCCAAAAUGAAUAGUGUUGCUCCAAAUCUAACCUCACUUUUGGGAGAGACUGUAGCUGCUAGAUUAAUAUCUCACGCAGGGUCGCUUACUAACUUGGCAAAGUUUCCUGCCUCCACCGUCCAGAUUCUCGGAGCCGAGAAGGCUCUGUUCAGGGCGUUAAAGACUAGAGGCAAAACCCCAAAAUACGGUCUUCUCUUCCAUUCUACAUUCAUAGGUCGUGCUGGAGCUGCAAACAAAGGUCGAAUUUCCAGAUUUCUCGCCAACAAAUGUACAAUUGCCUCCCGAAUUGACUGUUUCACAGAACUGCCAACCAGCGUCUUUGGUGAAAAGUUGAAGGAGCAAGUAGAAGAGCGUCUAAAGUUUUAUGAAACGGGGGAUGUACCCAGAAAAAAUACCGACGUGAUGAAAGAAGCCUUAGAAGAAUCUUUCAGCGCAGCCCUUACUAUCACCGACAGGAAGAAAAAGAAGGCAAAGAAGAAUACGAAAAAGGCUGAAAACACGGAGGAAGGUAUUGACCAAGAGCAGGCAGUUGUUGCGCCAGUCUUGGCUGGGAAAAAACGCAAGCGUCAAGCUGACCCCUUGGAUGAUAGCUUAAACGCAGCGAAUGGAAAUGAUAACGGGGACGAAGAAGAACAACCGGAAGAGCCAGCAAAAAAGAAGAAAAAGAAGAAGAAACAAUAAGACGAGAUUUUGGAUAUGUAAGAAUUACAUAUAUUGUUACUCGAAUAAUUGUUAUAUAUUUUCUCUUUGUCUUACUUACGACUAUGCUAGUAAAUGCUGGGCUCUUGUUUUUGACGUUGAUUUGUACAAGUGGAUAUUUUUAUUUAAAUUCGUGUUAAUGAUUUCUUUUUCAAAAUAAACUGUUAUUGUUACAAA